CCAGUUGGUCCCUAUAUAAAGGGAAGAAUCAGAAGCAGAGCUACAGGCAGAGGGAGAGGGACAAAGUGGACAGCUGCCUCUUCUCCUCCACCUUUGCUGCGAUAAGUCAGAGGGGCUGGAGCUGCUGAACAAUGCGCUCGGACAUGGGGCUCGGAAAGGCCAAGCUGCUCCUGUGGGCCAGGAUGGUCGUGCUCUGGGGCAUGCCUAACCUUCCUCUCAGUGUGGAAUCUGGGGAAAUUCCAGGGUCUUCCCCGCCGCGCCUUGUCGGAAGAGAAUUCAUCACGGCCUUCAUGCAGAACGGCUUACAACAAACACUCAACAGCGACUUCCGGCUACUCAUCACUGCCUACGCCCCGGCCACCUUGAUCACCAUCUCCAUGAAGAAGCCAGCGCUUAGGGUGCCCGUCCAGGUGAAUGCUGGCCAGACCGCAACGGUGUUAAUCCCAUCCAACGCUGAGAUGGUAGGGGCCAAAAUCUUCGACAACACAGUUGUUGUCCGGGCUGACAAUUAUGUCUCUGUCCUCUCUCUUAACUCCAAACCCAACUCGGCUGACACCACCCCCGUCUACCCAGUGCACAGCUUGGGAACAGAGUAUUACGUUGUCACGCCAACCAUGGGUACAGAUCGCUAUGGGGAGGUUGCCAUUGUGGCCUGGGAGGGCCCCACCACAGUUGAUGUGCACCUGAAAGGGGCUGUCAUUUUCCAAGGAAAGACGCACCUCGGAGGGAGCAGGCUCACCAUCAAGCUGGAGGCAAAUCAGGCUGCCCAGCUUCAGAGCCCAGUGGACAUAUCUGGCACCAAAAUUAUUUCCCAGAAGCCUGUGGCUGUCUACGUUGGACACACCUGCGUGACAAGAUCCAAUCAGUGUGACCAUGUGUCUGAGCAGCUCCUGCCUGUCUCCAGCUGGGGGACCACCUUCAUCGUGCCCCCAUUGUCCUUUGAGAUGCAGGGUGAUAUCAUCUACGUCUCCACCUCCCAAGCAACUGAGGUGGAAGUUCAAGUUGGGAUGAGCAAGAGGAGCAUAGGGCUGCCAGCUGAGUAUGCUGUGCAGUACAGAACCGUUAGCUCCAAUGCCUUGUACUUCUCCGCUAGCGCUGGGAUCCAAGUCAUCUUCUUCUGUGAUGGUGGCACCAAAGGAAACAUCAGAUAUGACCCCUUCUUCAUGGCCAUCCCAGCUGUCUCGAGCUACUGCCAGUCCUAUCACAUCUACGGGCACAACGAGUUUGAGAACUACGCGCUGAUCAUCGUCAAGACAUCGGAAUCCGCGGGGGUCACCGUUGAUAGGAGACCACUGCACAAUGUCCUGUGGAGGCCAGUUCCAGGCACAGAAUACUCUUGGACUGAAUACAGCCUUGGCAAAGGGUUCCUGGUCCAUAAUGUGGAGCACGCCAGCUCCCCCUUUGGCCUGCUGAGCAUUGGGAUCGGAAACCAGAAGGCGUACGGCUCCCCAGCCAUUUGUGCAAGCGAUCCAUGCAGAACACUGAAUUGCCGGGAGAAGGAAACAUGCAGGAUUAAGAACGGCCAGGCAAUAUGCUUCCAUGACUACAUAGGAACCUGCAAUGGAUCCCUGACCUCCCAGUACUACACCUUUGAUGGUCUGACCAUGGACGUCCAAGACACCUGCACCUAUACCAUCGUCAAGUACUGUGGCCAUGACCCCACCCUGGAGCCCUUCACCAUCAAGGAGAAGAACAGCAACAUAGGGAAACAGGACAGUUCCAACCUUGGGUUGACCACUAUCCACGUCUAUGGCUACAAUAUCUCCAUCUACAAGGGAGAGAGUGGAGAAGUCAGGUUAAAUGACAAGAGCGUCCGCCUGCCGGUCACCCUGGAGGCUGGGAAAAUCAAGCUCUCCCAGAGCGAGAGACGUCCCGUCCUGCAGACGGAUUUUGGGCUCCAGGUGCGGUAUGACAGCGACUGGGCUUUGAUCGUGACUCUCGCCAGCAGCUAUUUUGGCAGCACUUGCGGGCUGUGUGGGAACUUCAACGGUGACACUGACGAUGAAGAGACGCUCUCCAACGGCACCAAAGCCUCUUCCGUCCUGGCCUGGCUUGAUAGCUGGAGAGUGGAGGACUCGGACCCCUCCUGCAGGGAUUCCUGCCAGGGGAAAUGUCCGGUGUGUGAGGAGAGCAAGAGGCAGCUCUAUGGGGGGGACAGUCACUGCGGGGGGAUCAGCAAAGCGCCAGGAGGGCCCUUCAGAGAGUGUCACCCCAGAGUGAGCCCCGACGAGUUCUUCCACAGCUGCGUCUACAACGUGUGUCUGAAUGAGGGCGACAAGAGCAUCCUGUGCCAGGCGCUGGAGGCCUACGCGGACGCCUGCCGGGAGCACGGAGUCACUGUCUACGACUGGAGGACGCCCUCCGGCUGUGGCAUGCCUAACUUUCCUCUCAGUGUGGUACCUGGGAAAAUUCGGGGGUCUUCCGCGCCGCGCCUUCUCGGAAGAGAAUUCAUCACAGCCUUCAUGCAGAACGGCUUACAACAAACACUCAAGAGCGACUUCCGGCUACUCAUCACAGGCUACGCCCCGGCCACAUUGAUCACCAUCUCCAUGAAGAAGCCGGCGCUCAGGGUGCCUGUCCAGGUGAAUGCCGGCCAGACCGCAACGGUGUUAAUCCCACCCGAUGCUGAAAUGGUAGGGGCGAAAGUCUUCGACAACACAGUCGUUGUCCGGGCUGACAAUGAUGUCUCUGUCCUCUCUCUUAACUCCAAACCCAACUCGGCUGACACCACCCCCGUCUACCCAGUGCACAGCUUGGGAACAGAGUAUUACGUUGUCACGCCGACCAUGGGUACAGACCGCUAUGGGGAGGUUGCCAUUGUGGCCUGGGAGGGCCCCACCACAGUUGAUGUGCACCUGAAAGGGGCUGUCAUUUUCCAAGGAAAGACGCACCUCGGAGGGAGCAGGCUCACCAUCAAGCUGGAGGCAAAUCAGGCUGCCCAGCUGCAGAGCCCAGUGGACAUAUCUGGCACCAAAAUCAUUUCCCAGAAGCCUGUGGCUGUUUACGUUGGACACACCUGUGUGACAAGAUCCAACCAGUGUGACCAUGUAUCCGAGCAGCUCCUGCCUGUCUCCAGCUGGGGAACCACCUUCAUCGUGCCCCCGUUGUCCUUUGAGAUGCAGGGUGAUAUCAUCUACAUCUCCACCUCCCAAGCAACUGAGGUGGAAGUUCAAGCUGGGAUGAGCAAGAGCAGCAUGAGGCUGCCAGCUGAGAAUGCUGUGCAGUACAGAACCCCUAGCUCCAAUGCCUUGUACUUCUCCACUAGUGCUGGGAUCCAAGUCAUCUUCUUCUGUGAUGGUGGCACCAAAGGAAACAUCAGAUAUGACCCCUUCUUCAUGGCCAUCCCUGCUGUCUCGAGCUACUGCCAGUCCUAUCACAUCUACGGGCACAACGAGUUUGAGAACUACGCGCUGAUCAUCGUCAAGACAUCGGAGUCCGCGGGGGUCACCAUUGAUAAGAGACCACUGCCUAAUGUCCUGUGGAAGCCAGUUCCAGGCACAGAAUACUCUUGGGCUGAAUACAGCCUUGGCACAGAGUUCCAGGUCCAUAAUGUGGAGCACGCCAGCUCCCCCUUCGGCCUGCUGAGCAUUGGGAUCGGAAACCAGAAGGCAUACGGCUCCCCAGCCAUUUGUGCCAGCGUCCUGCCCUGCCCUGAGAACAGCCACUAUGAGGCCUGUGGGAACGCCUGUCCAGCCAGCUGCUCUGACCGAACUGCCCCCUCCUCCUGCCAGGAGCCCUGCGCGGAGACCUGCCAGUGUAACGAUGGUUACGUCCUGAGUGCCGAUCAGUGUGUCCCUGUGGAGAGCUGUGGAUGUGACUACAAUGGCCACUACUACAAACCUAAUGAGGAGUUCUGGGCUGAUGAGAACUGCCGCUCUCGAUGCAGGUGUGACCCCAGCCUGGGCACGGUGGUUUGCCAGGAAACCAGCUGCAAGAGCAAUGAAAGAUGCGUCAUUGUGAACGGUGCCCACCGCUGUAAGGCAACUACCUACUCCACCUGCAUAGGUACUGGAGACCCUCACUACACCACCUUUGAUGGGAAGAAGUAUGAUUUCAUGGGCACUUGCAUCUACCAGUUCGCGGCUCUCUGCUCCGAAGACCCCACACUCACCCCAUUCAACGUCAAAGUGGAGAACAACCACCGAGGCAGCAAGGCCGUGUCCUUCACCAAAACAGUGACCUUAGAGGUUUACAAUGUGACCAUCAGCAUGAGCCAGGAUCAUCCACGCAAGAUCCAGGUGGAUGGUGUUUUUGUGGACCUGCCCUUCUCCCACCAGCGCAAGUUCAAGGCCUACAUCAGUGGCGUUCAUGGUUUCAUCAAGACCGAUUUCGACCUGAGAGUGAGCUUCGACUGGUACAGCUACGCCAGGGUGAUCAUACCCAAUACGUACACCAAUGCUGUCUGCGGCCUCUGUGGCAAUGCCAAUCAGGACCCCAGCGACGAUCUGACCAUGAAGAAUGGAACUCAGACAUCUGAUGAGAUUCAGUUCGCUGACAGCUGGAAGGUUGGUGACGUCCCGGGGUGCUCAGACAUCUGCACCGGGGACUGCUCAGUCUGCAGUGAGUCUCAGAAACAAACCUACGAGGGAGACCAGUAUUGUGGGGUCCUCACUCAACAGAACGGGCCAUUCACACAGUGCCACGGGGCCAUCAAACCAGCCUCCUUCUUUGAUGAUUGUGUCUUUGACACCUGCCAGUACAAGGGUCAUCGUGACACUCUGUGCAGCGCAAUCAGUGCCUAUGUGACAGCCUGCCAGGCCAGGGGCAUCCAGAUAGGGCAGUGGAGAUCGGCCUCAUUCUGCAGCCUCACCUGUCCCCGGAACUCUCACUACGAGUUCUGUGGGAGCAGCUGUCCUGCCACCUGCCACAGGCCCUCGGCUCCGGACAGCUGCGAGGAGCCCUGUGUGGAAGGGUGUUUCUGCGACACCGGAUUCAUCCUCAGCGGAGACCGGUGCGUCCCCAUCACGCAGUGCGGCUGUGUGCACCAGUGCAGGUACUACCAGAAAGGAGAAGAGUUCUACACCAGCGCCUCCUGCCAGGAGCGGUGCCAGUGCCAAGAGAACGGGGUCGUCGAGUGCCAGGAGGCCUCCUGCGGAGCCAAUGAGGAGUGCAAGGUGGAGAAUGGAGUCCUGGGCUGCCACCCGAUGGAGUAUGGAACCUGCAUAGUCUCCGGUGACCCUCACUACAUCUCAUUUGAUGGACAGGCCUUCGACAUCCAGGGCUCUUGCGCUUACACCUUAGCUAAGGUCUGCAGCAGUGACCCCCGGCUGGUGGAAUUUUCCGUGGUGGUUGAGAACGAGAGCAUUGGUGGUGGCCGUGUGGCUCGGACGAGGGCAGUGGUGGUCUCUGUGCAUGGUUACACCAUCUCCCUGGAGAGGGGGAGGAAGUGGAAGGUGGAGGUGGACAGGGAGCUCUACACUCUCCCACUGGUUAUGGACGAUGGGAAACUUUGGAUCAACCAGGAAGGGAACAACAUCAUUGUCCAGUCUGCCUCUGGCCUCCAAGUCUUUUAUGACACUGCCUCCUACCUCCGAGUGUCCAUCCCCAGCACCUGCAAGGGACACAUGUGCGGCUUGUGCGGCAAUUUCAAUGGUGACAAAAAUGAUGACUUCCUGCUGCCCAAUGGAAAGAGCACUCAAAGUCUGAGUGAGUUUGUCGCCUCCUGGAAGGUGCCUGUUGAUGGUGCCAUGUGCUCCGAUGGCUGCGGUGAGAGAUGCCCCAUCUGUGAUGGGGCCCAGACAGCACCAUACCAGUCUGAGCGCUCCUGUGGGCUGAUCAGAGCCACCUCAGGUCCCUUCAGAGAUUGUCACUCGCUGGUCAGCCCUGCCGAGUACUUCAACCACUGUCUCCACGACAUGUGUGCUACCAACGGGACGGGAGAGACCCUCUGCCAGAGCCUCCAGGCCUACGCGGCCGCAUGCCAGACAACUGGAGCCAAGAUCAGAGCCUGGAGAACAGCCUCCUUCUGCCCCCUUGCCUGCCCACUCAACAGCCACUAUGAGCUGUGCACCAAGUCCUGCGAUUUCACCUGUGCUGGCUUGUCUGCCCCUGCUCAGUGCACCCAGAAUUGCUUUGAAGGCUGCCAGUGCAAUACUGGCUACAUGUUCGAUGGGGAGGGGUGCGUGUCCAUGGACAGGUGCGGCUGCAUGCACGAUGGACGCUACAUCAAGUCCAGGGAGAGUGUCAUCUCCAGUGACUGCUCAGAGAAAUGCACUUGCCACCCAUCAGGUGGGCUCAUCUGUGAGAAAAACAGCUGCCCCACUGGAGAGAUCUGCGUGCUCAGGGAUGGGAAGCAUGGAUGCGUGAAACAGGAAGGCCGGUGCAUGGUCUCUCCGGGUGCUUACCUCACCACCUUUGAUGGUGCCAAGGGGAAAUUCCUCUACAGUGGGACGUACAAAGUGGCCUCGCUCUGUGACGAGAGCUCUCCUGCCUGGUUCAAGGUGGUGGUAGACAUCAGUGAAUGCACCAAUGACGGAAUACCAGCUUGUGCGGCCAUCUUUGUUUUUUUCCGAGAAGCUCUUAUCACUGUGAACAAUAACAUGGAGACCUGGGAUGGCAAAAAAAUGUCAAAAUCUCCAUUAUUUUCAUGGGAUGAGACAACAAUUUCCCUCUCAGCUCUUGAAAAUAGAGAUCCCCAUGUCUUCUGA
Messenger RNA from Mauremys mutica (yellowpond turtle), 6647 nucleotides. RefSeq names its product IgGFc-binding protein-like. The transcript has 13 exons. NCBI's taxonomy places the organism in Eukaryota, Metazoa, Chordata, Testudines, Geoemydidae. Gene Ontology annotation, molecular function: protein binding. The record is from RefSeq and is a predicted model, not a curated record. The coding region runs from base 132 to 6647 and encodes 2171 amino acids.